Molecule: messenger RNA, 180 nt
Organism: Sphenostylis stenocarpa
Lineage: Eukaryota; Viridiplantae; Streptophyta; Magnoliopsida; Fabales; Fabaceae
Source: the annotation of a GenBank genome assembly
AUGGAAGUGAAAACCGCAAAGGCAUUGGAUAGGAUUGCACUCAAAUUGAAGAGAAAGGGAGUUACCCAAUAUGCUGCACAUAUAUGUGGAGCUUCACAACCAACAGACGGGGUUGUCAAACAGAUAAAAUUGGGUGAAUAUAGCAAAAGGAUUGCAAAUGUUGGUUCACAUAUUGGGUAG